UAUAAUGAUGAAACAAAGAAGCAAGAUAGUUUCCCUGUUGCUGUGUAUGUGAACUUAGAUACAGGAGAUGACAUGAAAGUUUUUAACACAAAGCUUCAAACGGUAGUGAGAGAACAACUGACUGCGGAAGGACAUCCAUUACCUUCAGAAGUUACCAUAGCAUAUAAUUUUGAAACAAACUCAAUAGAUUUUAAAGUCGUCUCUGCAAAGAAGUCAGGAUUUACAUUUAAUGAAGCAGAUGUAUAUUCGAAUGAAAACUUCAAAGCUAUUGCAUGGUUAGAUAAUGACGAUUGCUUUAAGAAAAUAUUUAAAUACAGUGACUCAAAGAUGUCAAUAGAUGACCUUCGUGGAAUGUUGCCAUCGACGUUUACAGUAGAAGGUUCAGCAGGAUUGCUUACAAGAUUGUCAAUUGGUGGUAUUUGGUCUCGUGAGAACAUUGUUAUAAAAUCCAGUAUAAGUGAAUUUGCUGAAGAAUCUAUAUUAUGUCUUUCAAACUAUAUGUAUUCGCCGCCGAAGCAUUAUAGUAUAACAAACUUUGUCAGUAAGUUUAACAUAAGACUUGUCGAACCUUCUUCAAUGAAAGAUGUUGUGCUACCCAAAGACGGAAAGGAUGGACUCAUUAUUGAGAUGAUUUUAAUAGCAUAUUAA
Trichomonas vaginalis G3 is the source of this 648-nucleotide messenger RNA. RefSeq lists its product as uncharacterized. NCBI's taxonomy places the organism in Eukaryota, Parabasalia, Trichomonadida, Trichomonadidae. The annotation marks the transcript as partial. The record is from RefSeq and is a predicted model, not a curated record. The transcript has a single exon.